GAGUCCAAGACCUUCUUCCCCUUUUUCUUCUGUCUAUCUCUUUCUUCUAUCCACUCUCUAUUUUUAGCAAAUUUCAAUUCGGAGAGCGGGACAAAGAUAAAAGCAGUACUCUUUGCUAUUUUUCCCAAAUUUCAACAAUUUUUGUCAGGGGAGGGAGGUUCAUGGUAGGCCCUGCUGAGUAAAUGAUUUGGUCGUUGAGGUGAAGACGAUGGCUUUGGUUACCCAUCAAAUGCAGGGUUCUUAUGUGACUUAUCCCUCUAGGCCUUUGUCAUGGAGCAAAGGGAUGAAGUUGAAGCAGUGUGUAACAACACAUCAAAUGGUCGGGAGGACAGAGAAGUGCUUUAUGCUAAAGCGCAACCUUUGUUUAAGUGUAGGGGCUUCUCUCAUGCGGGGACCAAAAGUUAAACCUUUCAAAGUUUCAGCCUUCAAGGGCAGUGCUCAGAAUGAUAAAUCUGGAGGUAGAACAAAUGGAUCAAAGCUUCCCAAGAAUUCGGUCAAACUAAAAGAGAAUGAGGAUACUAUCACGGGAUCUCCUCAGGCAAAUGAUAUUCCUCUUUCUUAUGCCUCUGAAGCAGAUGAGAGAAAUGCAUCUUCCCCCGUCAUUCAUAAUUUAUUUAAGAAAUGGUUGAGAAUGCUUCGAACACAAUCACCAAGUGAAGUAGAAGAUGGGCUUUUGGGGGAAGAACCGCCUCCAAUGGAGACAUCAGAAACUAAGCAUGAGAUUCAAAACAAGGAAAAUGAUGGGAUUCUAUGGACGGUCUGGUGCAAUUUUCUGGGUCUAAAUGCUACAGUAAAGAUACCCUUACUUAUAUUCAUCCCCAUGUACCUGGCAGUUAAUAUGAUUCAUGGGGCCGAAGUUUCAAAGGAGUUGACGCCUUUGUGGGUUUUAGGACCCCUCAUUGUAGCACUCUACAUCAAGAUGCUUCAGUGGUUGUGUGCACUCUAUGUUUUCAGCUUCAAGCAGACUGUUAAAAUAAUCAAGAAUUUACCCACUUACUACAUGGUGGCCUAUACAUACAUUGCACGUGGGAAGCUUAAAGAGGAAAUACGGACUCGUUUCUGGCAACCUUUACUGAACAUUAAGAACUUAGACUACAAGAAAUUAUCCAGAAGAAAGCUGAAAGCACUGCAAGGGUUGAUAAUCGAGAGAUACCUUGAUUUCGUGGAAUCAAUAUGGCCUUAUUACUGCAGAACAAUCAGAUUCCUAAAGAGGGCUAAUCUCAUUUAGAUGCACCUGAGGAAUGUCUUCUGUGGGAGCAAUGGCUGAAAUCCGGAGUUGCUCCUGAUGAUGGUUUAGAAGUUUGAGUUUCUUUCGAGGAGCCAGCCGACCCCAUUUUAGAUCGGGGUUCUUGAUGUCUAGCUAGCCGAGGAUCAUGACAAGCGGAUUUGUCCGGUUUCUGUAAUUUUUUUCGAGGCAGCAUUCUUAAUUUUUGGAUGAGAUCCCAAUUAUUUUGUUUCUGUACUGUAUUCAGCUGCCACGAAUGUUUUUUCUUGAAAUUCCAAAUUGAGAAAGUAUUUUCAACUUCUGUAGCAAGUCACUUGCUUUCUGGGGUUUGGAUGUUAUCGAACUUGUUCUUUUCUUUCA
Messenger RNA from Pyrus x bretschneideri (Chinese white pear), 1585 nucleotides. RefSeq lists its product as uncharacterized. The record is from RefSeq and is a predicted model, not a curated record. NCBI's taxonomy places the organism in Eukaryota, Viridiplantae, Streptophyta, Magnoliopsida, Rosales, Rosaceae. The transcript has 5 exons. Bases 209 to 1228 code for a protein of 339 amino acids.